Molecule: messenger RNA, 1065 nt
Organism: Soboliphyme baturini
Lineage: Eukaryota; Metazoa; Nematoda; Enoplea; Dioctophymatida; Soboliphymatidae
Source: the annotation of a GenBank genome assembly
UUGAAUAGAAAGACUGAGAUUUACUGGCACGAUGCGGAUUCGUCUGUACUGUUGAGCGGUUACUCGCUUCACGACGAAGUCCUGGCGAUGACUGUUUACGAUCUGGUUUGUUUUGCGUCUCGCAACUACGUUCAGCUCACGAGUCUUCUUUAUACGAUGCAGUCGAUGUAUUGGACUUUUCGGCACACCUCUGACCGGUUGAAAAUCUUCGUCGACGUCGAUACGUGCUCCUGCGAUGCGGUGGCCAAGUACCUUCUUUCUUAUUCGAUAUGCUCGUUGGAAUCGACUGGUGAUUGUUUGAACCGCAACACCGAAACGUUUCUGCGCUGCAUGCUUCAGUGCUAUUUCGCUGCGUUUCAGUCUCAUAUGACGACAGCGGAGGUGCCCCGUAUUCUGUGGGACUUAUACGCGAAACACUUGAAUGACAGCUUUUUCCUUGGUCCCGAAAUCGGCGAUAUCGCUGUGCUUCCCAAAAACCCGCGGCAGUGGCUACAAUCAGUGCAACGCAUUGGUAGCCCCCGCCAACUUGACCUAUCGUUGAACAGUUUCGAAAUGUUCCUGGCUAUUUUGGCAUCGCACUGCAACAUCAGAUCAGCUUCAGGCGUGAAAGUGUGGAAUCAAAUGAAAGGACGCAUAUUCACCAAGUUCUACGCUCGUAAAGUUGAAGAAUUAUCUGAAAGAGGAUUGUACAAUGUACUCUCGCUGUUCCUUGUGCUGGCACUACAUACAGUGAAUGGCCGCCGCGGCGGCAUUCUGGACUGCAGUUAUGCUGCCGAAGAACUUUCGCAGCGGACAUUCGGAAAUAAUGUGUUGCAUAGUCUGAUCUUCACGACCGCAGUCAUACUGCGGGGUGGACUUCAUCUUUCAGCGGUGGAGCGAGUCAAGUCUAUGCCAGGGGGUUCUGUGGUCGGAUUGGAGAUUAAGUCUUUGUUAUGGACAGCUGUAGCGUCCACUCUGCUCGCCACCAUUCCUCGAGAAUCAGACGCGGUGUCGUUGCUCGUUCCCAUGGUGGGUGGCGUGAUUUCAGGCGUCGUGCUGGUGAGUGUUGCAGAACACGAUGGAUGA